This is a messenger RNA of Syzygium oleosum, 468 nucleotides long. RefSeq names its product classical arabinogalactan protein 26. The coding region runs from base 1 to 468 and encodes 155 amino acids. The transcript has a single exon. The record is from RefSeq and is a predicted model, not a curated record. Lineage: Eukaryota; Viridiplantae; Streptophyta; Magnoliopsida; Myrtales; Myrtaceae.
AUGGCUCCUCUUGGGUCACUCUUGGCAAUGCUCGUGCUCUCACUGUCCUGCACUUCACUGGCCACCUCUGCCUCGCCCCAGAAGCUACCCAUCUCCACCAUCUCAGCAGCACCAGCAACACUGCCCAGUGUUGCCCCUCAGUCCUCCCCCUCCACCACCAUCUCAGCUGCCCCAUCACUCCUCCCAUCCUCCCCUCUCUCUCCCUCCCCAGCAUUGUCGCCCGACAUCACCCCGCUGCUUCCAUCCCCCGGCAGCGAGGCGGCGGCCCCCGGGUCCACGCUGCCAAUAAUACCGUCCAGCCCGAGCCCGCCGAACCCGGACGACAUGCUAGCCCCUGGGCCCAAUACUGCGUUGCCUCCAUCCAGGGCCUUGCCUGUCUCGGCCUCGCCAAGGGUUGUGAAUUUGUUUGCGGGGGUAGUCCUCUGUUUGUCAGUGGCAUUGUGCUUGGUGUUGCUUCCUGGUAUGUAA